Messenger RNA from Paramisgurnus dabryanus, 1857 nucleotides. The record is from RefSeq and is a predicted model, not a curated record. NCBI's taxonomy places the organism in Eukaryota, Metazoa, Chordata, Actinopteri, Cypriniformes, Cobitidae.
UGACGAGAGGUUUGACGCCACCUUCCAUACAAACGUCCUUGUUAAUGCAUCAGGUGCAUGCCAGUACUUACCACCAGGUAUCCUUAAGAGCACAUGUUACAUAGAUGUGCGCUGGUUCCCAUUCGAUAUACAGAAAUGUGACCUGAAAUUUGGUUCUUGGACUCAUAAUGGCUGGUUGCUGGAUCUACAGAUGCAAGCCGUGGACAUCUCGACAUACAUCCCCAAUGGAGAGUGGGAUUUAGUGGCUGUUCCUGGGAAGCGUAAUGAGCUGUAUUAUGAAUGCUGUAAGGAGCCGUACCCUGAUGUGACUUUCACUGUAACAAUGCGUAGAAGAACACUGUACUACGGUCUCAACCUGCUCAUUCCCUGCGUGCUGAUUUCUGGUCUUGCUCUGCUAGUGUUCCUGCUGCCUGCAGAUUCUGGAGAGAAGAUAUCACUGGGGAUCACUGUCCUCUUGUCAUUAACCGUCUUUAUGCUGCUAGUGGCUGAGAUCAUGCCAGCCACCUCUGACUCCGUUCCUCUCAUUGCUCAGUACUUUGCCAGCACUAUGAUGAUUGUGGGCUUGUCAGUUGUUGUGACCGUCCUCGUUCUGCAGUUUCAUCACCAUGAUCCACAAGGAGGCAAGAUGCCAAGAUGGGUGCGGGUGAUCCUGCUGAACUGGUGCGCUUGGUUCUUACGCAUGAAGAAGCCGGGUGAGGACAGGAAAGCCAGCUACAAAUAUGACCCUUCUCCAGUUCACCAUGCCAGCGCAGGCAGCAUUCAAAUGGGAGUGAUGCCAGGUCAGCCACCGUCUACCAACUCCACCAAUGGCCACAUGAAUCUGUACUUCGGAUACCACUCGAUCGACAGCACUUGCUGCCCACCCAGCAGCGACUCAGGUGUGUCCUGCAGCGGAGGGCGAAUGAGUGGAUCGCCCAACGAUGAACAGAGGGAGGCUGUUAGGUUGUUCACAGGCGAGCAGGAGAUCCAUCGCAUCCUGUCUGAAGUGAUGUACAUCGCCCAACGCUUCCGUGACCAGGACGAGGCGGAGGCGAUCUGCAGCGAGUGGAAAUUCGCAGCAGCCGUUGUUGAUCGACUCUGUCUGGUGGCAUUUUCACUUUUCUCCAUUAUCUGCACCUUCACCAUUCUCAUGUCUGCACCUAACUUCAUUGAAGCAGUCUCAAAAGACUUCACAUAAAUUAUUGACAGCAUUGAGUUUUAUUUGUCGUUUUUGUAGACAUGUUAAAGAUGUAAAAACAGCACCACGUGAUUGAGUAUGAAAAGUAUCUACCGCCAAAGUUGAUUUCUUCCUCUUCUCAUCGUUCCGAGAUCAACGUGAAGAAUUAUGAUAAUUGAGAAAAACCUCAACGAAGUUAUGUAUUUUUGAAAUGUGACUUUUCGAACAAACAAACAGACCCUUGGGGGUGGCUGUUUGAGUGAUAUUUUAUGUCUUUAUAUACUGUAUGCGACUGAGCACUCGGGUCGGUGUGUAAAAGUGUGUGCAAGCAUUGCUAGCAUAGUCACAAGUUAGAAAUGUGUCUCCGAGGCUUAUACAAACUACUGUUUUAAUGUCAUGUAAGCAAAUCACACUGUUUUUAUCAUACUUUAGCAUUAAUCAUAUUUUGGAAUUAUCAAUAUUAAUGUUUAGCUAAUAUGGAUUUGUAUCAAAUGUUUCCUUGCCAAAGCAGCAAUAACAUACAUUUAAGGUAGAUAUUAUGGACAUAUCAUAUUGUAAUUUUUCAAUGAAUAUUAAGGUUGUUAGCAGUUUUUUAAUUCUCAAGUAUGUCCCGUUUGUCCACGUAAUCGGAGUGACUUCAUAUUGUGACUUCAUUCUGACCCUGUGCUGUUUUAUGAUGUACAAAUAUUAUGUAAACACUG